Closterium sp. NIES-65 is the source of this 3810-nucleotide messenger RNA. The record is from the annotation of a GenBank genome assembly. NCBI's taxonomy places the organism in Eukaryota, Viridiplantae, Streptophyta, Zygnematophyceae, Desmidiales, Closteriaceae.
AUGGCACACGCAGCUCGCAUCGCGCGGCAGGCCGUGCAGGCCGCGACGAGCGCGCGCGUGCGAUUCUCCACGGAGGCGGCGAAAGCCUCGCGCGAGACGCUGCUGGUGGAGGACGACGCGGCGCUGCGCAAGUACAACCCGCAGAAGGCCGCCAUGGCCGCCUGCAACACCGUUGGUAACGCCGUCACGGCGCUCGUGCUCGCAGCGGCGGCCGUGGACCUGUCGUACCGCGUCAUGAACGCGCGCACGGACCACCCCACUGCCUUCCCCGCUUCCCUAACCAUUCAUCCUCUCCACCCCGCCUGCUACCCAUCCGCCCCUGACUUCUCCCCCUCGCACUCUUCCCACCCACCAUGUCACCUCGAAGCCAGCACCAUCACCCGCAUCGCCGUGCUUGCCUCCACCACUAUCAUGCUCUCAACUCCACUGGCCGCUGUGAUGCACAUGGAUGGCUCAUACAAUCACCAGCUAAUUUCUGUUGCGGGUGCGGGUGGUGACGCGGAAUGGCUCGGCGGCCGCAGCAGCGACGAGGAGGCGAGCAGCGGCGAGGAGGCGCGCGACGAGGCGCAGCUGGGCGAGCUGCUCCCCGUGGCCGGCGCCGAGUGGCUCGCGGACGCGCCGCACGCGGAAGUCGCGCAGGCGGAAACUGGUGAGGCGAAUACUAGGCGGGCGGUAACGGGUCAGGCGGAAAGCAGGGAGGCGGAAACGGGGCAGGUGGAAACGAGGGGAGCGGAAACUAUGGGGGCGGAAACGAGGGGAGCGGAAACGAGGGGGCCGGAAACGAGGGGGGCGGAAACGAGAGGGGGGGAGGUGGAGAGGGAAAGGGCGGAGCAGGCGCAAGGAGCGAGUGGAGCUGCUGACGCCCAUGGCGCGCCCUCGGCACUGGCGACGCCCUCGGCACUGGCGACGCCGCACCCUGCACGUGCUCCCGCUGGUGCCACCGCGGGCGAGGCGCGCACAGCGCCCGCGCAAGUGGAGGCGACUGGCGGAGGGGCGGGGCUGUCGCUGCCUGGCGUGAACGCGCUCGCUGCAGCGCGGGAACGGGAAGAGGAAGAGGAACGGGGGGCAGGGGAAGGAGAAGGGGAAAGGAGGGAAGGGAAAGGGGAAGAGAAGAAAGGGGAAGAAAAAAAAGUGGAAGGGGAAGGAGAGGAAGGGGAGGGAGAGGGAGGAGAGAAAGGUGAAGGAGAGGGAGGGGAAGGGGAGAAGGCGGGUGGAAAUGACGGGGGGCGGGGCGAGCAGCGCGCAGGCAGUGAGGGCGAGGCGGGACUCCGCGCGCGCCACCUGCUGGCGCUGCUCAAGGCGGCCGCUGCUGCUGGCGGGCGCUGCUGGCUGCCCGUGAGGUGCGCUGGCGAGGCGGGUGACAGCGACAGCACGGGGCAGGGCGGAGGAGGGGAGAGCGAGCAGGGGCGGCGGGUGGUGGCGGCGUUCCUGCGCGCGCGCGAGGCGGGCGCAGUGGUGGCGCGGGGGAGGGCGGGGCGAAGCGAGGAGAGGGCGCGGAGGAGGCGGAGGCGCGCAGGAAGGGGUGGGCGCGUGGGGAGGGGGCGCUGGCCGGGGGAAAGGGGCGCAAGGCGAGAUGGCGGAGCAGGCAGGGAAGGGGACGUGGAAGCGGGGAAUGGAGUGGUUGAAGGCGCAGAGGGGCGGCGAGAAGGGGGUGUGCGCACGAAUGAGGAGACGGGCCAUGGUGGCGAUGAUAACGAGGGGGGCAGCAGCGACGGCGGCGAGUGCAGCGACGGGCUGGAGGAGCUGCUGGCCGUGGCGGGGUUCGACCGCUGCGAGGAGGCCGAGGUGGCGGGGGAGCAGGUUGGAGAGGUGCGCGGUGUUGCAGCGAGCAGGGUGGUGGUGCUGCCCCGGCUGGCCCGCGUGCAGCAUCGAGCUGAGUGGGCACCCGACUCGGUGAGUGGUGUGACAGAAAAGCAUGUGUUUCACGUCACACACUGGCCUCUUUCAUGCAUCCCCACUCUCAACUAUCCCCAACACCCCAUCAUCAUGCCCAAAAUCCCUCUUUGCAUGCUCCAACCCCCUCCCACGCCCCCCCCUUCCCCCUUCCUUCCGGGUGUUUCUCUCACCACUCCCCUUCAGGCAUGCGCCCUCCUUGCUGCCACCUACAUCGCUCCCCAUGCCUCUGCGCCUGCUGCUGCGGCGAGGGUACAGGUAGAGCGUGCGGAUGCACUCGUGCUGCGCCGCCGCGACCGGCAGGCCAGCGAGUUGCGGCGGAGGAGCAGGUUGGCCGAGGCAGCUGAGGCUGCAGAGGCGGCACGGAGGGCGGCGGGCGGUGCGGCGCACUCACGUGAUGGAUUGAGAGAGAGACGGCUGCGGGAGCGGGAGGAGAGAGUGAGGAGGCGAGCAAGGGGGCAGGGAGGGGAGAAGAAGGCGGCGCUUGAUGCACGCGGCAGGGCGAUGGAUGCAGGUGGCAGGGCGGAGGAAGCAGGUGCGGAGGAGGGCGGCAUGGGGUUGGCAGGCGAAGGCGGCAGGCACGGUGUGACGCGUGCGGGCGCACUGCAUGGUGGGCGCAUGCACUGGCGUGAGCGACAACGCGGACAGGGAGGGGCGGAGGGUGGUCAGGGUGUGAGGCGGACAAGAGGGAGAGAGAAUGGGAUUGUGCGGGUGAUUGAGCAAGUGGUGAGGGAAGAGGCUGGGCCCGUGAGGGAUGUGGCAGGCAAGUUCGCUGCAUGCAGUGCGGUGGCGGAGAAGGGAGGGAGGAAGAAGAGAAGGAGAGGCCAAGACGAGGAACGAGGUGCGGACGUGCAAGGCAGAGUGGAAGGCGGAGUGGGAGUGCAGCGAGGAGAGGUGCAGGGGAGUGGUGGUGGUGAGGGGGGCGUGCACGUGCAGGGCGCAGAGCGGGUAGAGAGGAGAGGCACGGGAGUCCCUGUGACUCCCCAACAGGUGGAGGGGAAGCGACGCAGAGUGGUUGUGGCAGCAGCGGUAAGACCACCAGCACAACCUGCACAAGCACCACCAGUAGUAGCAGCGAGAACAGAGUCUGCAGCAGCAGCAGCAGCAGCAGCAGCAGCAGCAGCAGCACCAGCAGCACCAGCAGCAGCAGCUGCACCAACACCAUCAGCAGCAGCAGCUGCAGCAGUGGCAGCAACACCACCACCAGCGGCAGCAGUGGCAGAGGGUGAGGCAGCAGCAGGGGUGGCAGUGGGAAGUGGUGGUGGCGGUGCAGCGGAGGCGGGCUCGUCCCUGCGGGGCACGGUGCGGGGGGGGCUGCGGGCCAUGGGGCUGUACGAGGGCAAGCGCGGCAUCAAGGCGGAGCUGCGGCGCCAGCAGAGGGGCGUGGCAGCCAGUGCCAUGCGCGCCGUGCAGGAGAGCAGACGGGAGGAGGAGCGCGCAGUGCGGGCCAUGCGCGCCGUGGAAGCGGCGCAGGUGGCGCGGGUGGCGGCGGUGCAGGCAGAGUGUGACGCGCGCAUCAAUGCCUUCAUGCACCAGCUCUUCCGCGACAUGAGCACUCUCCAGGUGAGCAUGGGAGAAUGCACUCAUGCACAACACAAGGCAGCUAAUCAAGUGAGCAGGAAUCAUGGCAGUCCACCACCCGUGCAUCAACAGCACGGGCAGCUUUGUCAUGGGCGGGGCAUGAGGGGUGGGGCGAGGCAGAUGGAGGCGUGGGGGUGGGGCGAGGCAGAUGGAGGCGUGGGGGAGGUGCAGCAGCAGGGAGGCGUGGGGGAGGUGCAGCAGCAGGGAGGCGUGGGGGAGGUGCAGCAGCAGGGAGGCGUGGGGGAGGUGCAGCAGCAGGUAGGCGUGGGGGAGGUGCAGCAGCAGGUAGGCGUGGGGGAGGUGCAGCAGCAGGUAGGCGUGGGGGAGGUGCAGUAG